This is a messenger RNA of Aspergillus steynii IBT 23096, 1555 nucleotides long. RefSeq names its product ArsA family ATPase. Lineage: Eukaryota; Fungi; Ascomycota; Eurotiomycetes; Eurotiales; Aspergillaceae. The record is from RefSeq and is a predicted model, not a curated record. Gene Ontology annotation, cellular component: GET complex. Gene Ontology annotation, biological process: post-translational protein targeting to endoplasmic reticulum membrane. The transcript has 4 exons. Bases 205 to 1227 code for a protein of 340 amino acids. Gene Ontology annotation, molecular function: ATP hydrolysis activity; ATP binding.
GGCGUUGGGGAGUUCCUGCUUGGCCUGACUUUCGCAUAGUCUACCUCUAAUCAUCCAACCGCAUCUUGUUUGCCCGUCGGUCGCUCCCUUUGAAGCGCCUACAAUCCUCCAGAGGCUUCUGAAAAGUUUUGGGGGUUGCGGAGACUCACUACGUGGUAAACUCAACGUCUACCGUCUGUCGAAGCGUCGAUCAAACCUCUGAAAAUGUCGUCUACCGCCGUCGUGCAGGGCGACGAUCUCAUGGAGCCGUCGCUCCAGUCGAUUGUCAGCCAAGAUACCCUCCGCUGGAUCUUUGUCGGUGGUAAAGGAGGUGUGGGCAAGACGACAACAUCGUGUUCUCUCGCCAUUCAACUCGCCAAGGCGCGCAAGUCGGUUCUGCUUAUUUCUACCGAUCCUGCGCACAACCUGAGCGAUGCGUUCGGCCAGAAGUUUGGAAAAGAAGCCCGCCUGGUGGAUGGAUAUACAAACCUCAGUGCUAUGGAGAUUGAUCCCAAUGGCAGCAUUCAGGAUCUGCUGGCCAACGGCGAAGGACAAGGCGAUGAUCCUCUCGCUGGAUUGGGCGUUGGAAACAUGAUGCAGGAUCUGGCGUUCAGUAUUCCUGGUGUCGAUGAGGCUAUGUCCUUUGCGGAGGUCUUGAAGCAAGUCAAGUCCUUGUCGUAUGAGGUUAUUGUCUUUGAUACUGCUCCGACCGGUCACACGCUUCGCUUCCUCCAAUUCCCCACGGUGCUCGAGAAAGCUCUAGCAAAGCUCUCUCAGCUGUCUUCGCAGUUUGGACCGAUGUUGAACUCUAUCCUUGGAUCCCGCGGUGGCCUCCCGGGUGGUCAGAACAUCGACGAGCUCUUGCAGAAGAUGGAAUCUCUGCGGGAGACGAUUAGCGAAGUCAACACGCAGUUCAAGAACCCCGACCUCACUACUUUCGUGUGUGUCUGUAUUGCCGAAUUCCUGUCCCUCUACGAGACCGAACGUAUGAUCCAGGAAUUGACGAGCUACAACAUCGAUACGCACUCCAUCGUGGUUAACCAGCUCCUGUUCCCGAAGCAAGGAAGUGAUUGCGACCAGUGCAAUGCCCGGAGGAAGAUGCAGAAGAAAUACCUCGAGCAGAUCGAGGAGCUUUACGAGGAUUUCAACGUGGUCAGAAUGCCAUUGCUUGUGGAGGAAGUUCGAGGAAAGGAGAAAUUGGAGAAAUUCAGCGGCAUGCUUGUACAACCGUAUGUUCCCCCCGAGUAAGGCGAUGGUGGCUCUAUGGGAUAUUCUUUUCGUUGUAGGAUGGUCGGUGAAUGUUAUUGGGAUGAGUUAUGAAAACGAAAUAGACAAUAAUACACGGAGCAUUAUUGAGCCCUCCAUUUGAUUAUGUCGAUCCUGGGGAGCUUUGGUUAUCUUCUGUUCCCUUUUUUGGAUGGCCUCGGGAUUCGGGCACCCAAUUUACCUUUCCCUCCUUUCGUCCCGUCCUUCGCCCUGCUUCCACCUUCUUCAUCCUUUCCUUGUCUGAUGCAAUCCUCGUUAUCUUCGAUUUCAACCCCCCGCGCCUCACUCUCGCCUCCUCGAGGCUUUUGAC